Monoraphidium neglectum is the source of this 156-nucleotide messenger RNA. RefSeq lists its product as hypothetical. The annotation marks the transcript as partial. The transcript has a single exon. Lineage: Eukaryota; Viridiplantae; Chlorophyta; Chlorophyceae; Sphaeropleales; Selenastraceae. The record is from RefSeq and is a predicted model, not a curated record.
GUCGAGUCCAUCAUCUUGUCGAUCAUUUCGAUGCUGUCGUCCCCCAACGACGAGUCCCCGGCCAACGUGGACGCCGCGAAGCAGUGGCGCGAGGACCGGGACGGCUUCAAAAAGAAGGUCACCCGCAUCGUGCGCAAGAGCCAGGAGAUGCUCUGA